AUGACGAAAUCAGCAUCUUUCGAUGUCAUCGGCACAUGUUUCGAAUUCUCAGCCCCCAUCCUCGCCAUCGAAAAGCGACUAAGCCUUAAACUGCAAGCCAACUCCGUGGACCCAAAAACACUCUUCUUCUCCUGGUUCUACGCCGUCCAGCGCGACUUCACCUAUAUUUCCAUGAACGGAGCCUACGUGCCUAUUGCGCAAGUUCUCAAGUCGACGUUUCGACGCGCUUGUGCUGUCGUCGAUGUACCAAUGGACGCUAUUACCGAUGAAGAUGUCGGCGCGGUCAUGGAAGCGUUCAAAGCCAUGGGACCUAGAGAGGGACUAAAGAGGUGUGUGGAUGGGUUGAGGGAAGCAGGAUGGGAUGUCUAUGGUGUGACUAAUGGUGGAUCGGAAACGUCGUUGGGGUAUUACCACAGCGCUGGCAUUGACCUGGAUGCUGAGCAUUUGGUCAGUUGUGACGCUAUUCAGAUUGCAAAACCUGAUGUUAGGGUAUAUGAGAAUGCGAACAAACACCUGACGAGUAUGGGCCAUGACGAGGCGAAUGCAGAAAGAUGGUUUGUGGCGGCGCAUGCUUGGGAUCUUAUUGCUGCUCGUAAGGCGGGGUUCAAGACUGCGUAUUUGGACUUUGAAGAGCAUGAUCCGUGUACGGAUUGUUUUGGGGAGUUUGACUUGUAUGCAACGAGCAUGGAUGAUUUGUUGGCGAAGCUCAGACAACUAAAGUAG
Molecule: messenger RNA, 723 nt
Organism: Pyrenophora tritici-repentis Pt-1C-BFP
Lineage: Eukaryota; Fungi; Ascomycota; Dothideomycetes; Pleosporales; Pleosporaceae
Product: hydrolase (HAD superfamily)
Source: RefSeq, a predicted model, not a curated record